Messenger RNA from Cryptococcus deneoformans JEC21, 1669 nucleotides. RefSeq lists its product as hypothetical. The transcript has 2 exons. Lineage: Eukaryota; Fungi; Basidiomycota; Tremellomycetes; Tremellales; Cryptococcaceae. The record is from RefSeq and is a predicted model, not a curated record. Bases 324 to 1532 code for a protein of 402 amino acids.
UUUACUAUUAUUUCACGGUUUGCGGCAAGAGGGAGGACACAAGGCAUCGACAGACCAUCGCAUUGAAAGGAUGGAAACGACUUAAGAAAAAAGGAAGGCCAUUCUCUCGGGGUUUCACCGCUUUCUCAGCUUCUUGUCGUGCCCCUUAGCCACUAUAUCUCAAGAUCGCCAACAAUCAGCUUACAGCAUUAAGCCCUGUCUCUUUUGCGGUACAUUAUCCCGAUACUCAAAUCCCCACCAUCUCUCCAGUCAGCCACAACAAUUACAACCCAUAACUGCGCUAUUACUCUCAACAAAAACUAUUGCUCCACUUCAUAUCAGCCAUGGCGUACGCCAUUUCUCGUCUCACGGCGGAGUCUGAUUUUUCACAAUGCUUUGACUCGCAUAUGCUACAACAACAAAGCCCUGACCAAGAACAAACCCAUGUAGUUGCACCUGGUGCAACAAUUUACGACGACGUUACGCGUUUACCGAUAUAUGACGGAGAACCAUGGCGAGAAGCUUUCAAUGCAACAAAGACCACACACAAAAAUGGAACAAAUACUGCGGUGUCUCAGCUGGCAGGUAUCGAUACAUCACUUCUCCUCUCAUCUCCUAACUCAAAUGCCUCAAGUCCGACUAACAUAUUCGUCCCGGAGCUCUUGGAUGUUCACAAGGCCCUUGACUCGGAGCCGCUAAACCAAAACCAAUUUCGUCAACUCGAUAGCAUCACCGAGCAAUACAUCAUUCCUGGAUCAUUAGAUUUCACCUCGCCUGCAAUCAAAUUAGAGUUUGAUAGCCAAGCAAGACAACAGUAUGAGGCAAACAGUCAAUUUGAUCAUGCCAGUUUGUUUCGGAAGUUGGGAAAACCGUUGUCAACUCCUCAAGUCCAAUUCAAUGUGUUUUCACAGUUCUUCGUGUCACCCGCCGACAACGAGUCUUUUCUGUCCGUCAAUCCCGACGAUGUGACUUUGAAACGCAAAGUGUUUGAAAGUGAAUUGACCAACGGUCGUGAAAUCAAGAGGAGGGAUGUCACUUCCUCAUUUGGCGACUUUACCCACGGUGUGCAACCUCCCUUGUUAUCCCAGCAGCUCGUUUCACCUGUAACCGAUAGCGGCAAUGUUGUCUUCAACAGCGAAUUGCAUCCUAAAGAGGGUUCUGAUGCUACCCAUAACAGUAAAGUUUCUACUACCCGUCCUAAAUCUGUUGUUCCCGAGAAAUUCCUGAACGACGGUUCAGCCGAAUUGGCCUUAGGAAUGAGUGUUACUAAAAUCCAAUCCUUUCCUACUUUUGAGGAGCUUCUCAAACACGUACAACCCUGCCAUUAUUCUCAUGCAAAGAGUUUCGGAGAGAAGAUUGCGAGAAACAGGAUCAAAGCAAAAAACGCAGCGAAGCGAUCGAGAGACCAAAGGAGGGCUAAGAUUGAAAGGGUGGAGGAUCUUGAGAAGAGGAUAGAGGAGUUAAAAAUGCAAGUUAAAGGGAUGAAAUUGUUGCUGGGCCGUUUGGUGGAUAGUGGAGCCAUCAAUGAAGACGUUGUUCAAGCGUAUCUUUGAGGUGGUCUGGGCUUGGGAGGAUGACUAUUUUUUCCUCUAAUGGCUACAUCCUUCUGUUUCCCAGGCGUAUGUCUCCUUCAUUGCGUAUUUUGUUUCUUACAUGGGCCAUGAGUGAUUCAAUUACAUGCAUAUACGAU